AUGCUUGGAGCAGAUAAUGAAGCAACAAGUUUCGCAUCUAUCCUGCACGUGAUUAUUAAGAAAAAGCUUGUACCCUCGCAUUCGAUGGCAUUGCGGUCUGUCCAGGUUUCAUGCCGGGGUCCGUGCUCCGUUGCAGCAUUGCGUAAGACUCGUUACAAGAUCACUAGAUCUGAAAAUCAUGAUGAGCUCCUGAUAUACGUCACGUCAUUGAUCUGGAUCUGUGCUUGA
Molecule: messenger RNA, 228 nt
Organism: Closterium sp. Yama58-4
Lineage: Eukaryota; Viridiplantae; Streptophyta; Zygnematophyceae; Desmidiales; Closteriaceae
Source: the annotation of a GenBank genome assembly